This is a messenger RNA of Neltuma alba, 2626 nucleotides long. RefSeq names its product inactive protein FRIGIDA. Bases 16 to 1776 code for a protein of 586 amino acids. The transcript has 3 exons. Lineage: Eukaryota; Viridiplantae; Streptophyta; Magnoliopsida; Fabales; Fabaceae. The record is from RefSeq and is a predicted model, not a curated record.
UCGGAAAUUGUUAAUAUGGUUAGGGUUCUUUCCCUCUUCGGUUCGCAUCUGUGCUCUGAUCCAUCCUCCAUGCCGAUUCCCUCAACUGUCUUGAAUUCUAUCCCAAUGACUGGUAAUGUACCUGUCAAGGUGGAACAUGACCCAGCAGCAUCAAUUUCAGUGUCUUUGCGAUCGAUAUCGUCCCAGCCUGUCAAAGGAGAGCCAGAUGAUCUUUCAAACGGUCAGCUUCCAUUGAUGGUGCCGUCAGUCUCUUCAGCGCAUGGAGAUGAUAAGCGUGCGGCUGAAAUUGCGAAAUCGGUGAGUGAACUCGGUAAUCUAGCUUUUGCUAUAAAUGCUUUCAAGAGCAGGUUUGAUGAAUUGCAAAAGCAUCUGGAUUUCAUCGACAAAGCCAUCGACACGAGGUCCAAAGAGCUUCCUCUUCCCUCCAAUACAACGCAGAAUACGGUGAUAGUGUCUUCUACUCCUUCGGCAGGAGGCAAUGUUCAUAGUACGGAACCUGUGAGUGCCCAGCCUACUCUGGUGAAGGAGAAUGCAUUGCAUUCGAAUCAGAAAUUGAAAGAGAAAACUGAGAAUGGGGACGGAGGUGGGUCCCUAAAUGAUGUUCUUUCACUUUGCCGAACGAUGUGCAGCCGUGGCCUCCGUAAAUAUAUAGUCUCAAAUCUAUCACAACCAGAGAAACUCCGUGAGCAAGUUCCCGUGGCGCUCAAGAGUGCCCCGAAACCAUUGAAACUCGUUUUUGAAUGCAUUGGGCGAUUUUUUCUCCAGGGAAGCAGAGCUUACAACAAAGACUCCCCCAUGAUUCCUGCUAGACAAGCUUCAGUUCUUGUUUUGGAAUAUUAUCUCUUGUCCGGUUGCACUGAUAAUGAGAAAGACAUUGAUCCUUCCUUGAAGGAAGAAGCUAGCUUGUCUGCAUCUGCCUGGAAGAAAAGACUGAUCGUCGAGGGUGGUGUUUCAAAGGCUUGUGAGAUUGAUGCAAGGGGUUUGAUUCUUUUCGUUGGUUGCUUCGGUAUUCCAGCUGGUUUCCGACACGAAGAGAUACGGGAUUUGAUUCGUUUGAGCAAUCCUAGGGAAAUUAUGCAUGCCCUUCGUCAGUCUCGUGGCCUUCUCAAGAAGGUUUCAGAUAUUACUGAUGGAUUGUUGAAGAAGGGCAUGGUUGUUGAAGCUAUUGACUUGGCAUAUAUAUUUGGAUAUGAAGAAAAACUUUCCCCUCAGACAAAUUUGACUUCAUAUUUGCAGAAGUCUGAAGAUUCUUGGAAGAAAACUAAGCAAGAAACUCGUGGUUCAGCUACUGCAUUGAAGCAAGCUGAUGAAAAAUACUUAGCUACUCUGAGGUCUGUAGUAAAUUGCUUGGAAGGUCACCAAAUUGAUCACGCAGAAUUUCUUCCUGGAUCGAAACUAAAGGAGAAGAUAAGCAAACUGGAAAAAGAUAUUGAUGAUGCCAAUAGAAAAAUCCAAGACAAGGUGGUGUCAAAGAGAAAAAUGGAUAAAAAUGAUUCUUCAAACAAAUUGAAGACUCCAGAAUCAAAGCGAUCAAGGUUGCAUUUAAAAGAUCCACCUCUAGUAUCAUCUCCACUCUCCUUUUUGCAUGAGCAAAGGACUAGUGGUAAUAUGGAUGGAAAUAGCUUGUAUGAUGGUUCAUUGACGGCACAUGUGCUGAGCAGACCCUCAAGUCAUUUAUACUCUCCUGCAUCAUCUGUACAACUUGGAUCUGCUGCAGGGCCUUUGCUGGAUGGUGUCUUUGGAGGUACAUUAGCAGCUGGGGCGGCAAGCUUAUAGGUGCUGCAAUUGGUGGCACAACUGCUUCAUUUUCCGCAUAUCACGGAGAUAUAGCAUUAGACAAUGUUGGGACAAUGCUGAAUACCAAUGACCAUCUUUACAGACGGCUUGGAAUAAGGGAAUCUGUAUUAUCUCACGAGAGGUCAGUUGGACAGCCUGCAUUAGCACGAGUAAGUAGUCUGUAUGGGGUCUCACCAUCUAUAGAGAGUUUUGCUGGUUUGCCAGAUCAUCCUUCUUUGGGUUCUACUAGUCGUAUUGGCGGCGCUGAUCUAUAUAGCUUUGCUGAUGCCAUUUACGAAGCGGACUCAUUCCAGGCCAGCAGUUCUGCUAAGGCCGCCAAUAUGCCACAUGUUCUUCCUGCCCAUGGGUCCUCAUACAUGUAUUAGAUAUACUCCAGGUCCUGAUGCAUCUCUUGAUCAGGGCAACUGGAAGCCUGCGCCAUCGCUAAACUUCUACACUGGGAAAAUUAGCCUUGGCAAACUGGCUGAGGAUGAUAUUUGUCCACACGAACCCGUUAACUGCAGUGUUGGCUAAACUAAAUCUGUCGCAGAUUUCUGUGGAUAUUGUGCUGAGCUGGUCUUCUGUCUUUAUUUUAGUUAUGUAUCCCCUAAGGGAACAAAGCUGUAGAUGAGUGCAAUGUUAAAACAUUUCUCAAAAGUUAUCCAUUUUAGAGUAUUUUGGUGUUACUGGGUAGUACAGGUUUUCUAACUUUAUACAGCCUGCUUAUUAUGUAAAUGAGAAUAUCUAAGUUCCUUGUAGCAGCCAAAUCUGUGGCCGGGGUUUCCUCCACUGUUUUGAUGAUUUGGCCCCGCUUGACGUUUGUAAUUCCAACUCAUUUUGAUCUCUCAAA